AUGCCAGCAGCUUCCCACCCUCAGGCGAAGUUUGAUCCCAUUUCGCCGGAUCUUGACUUGCACUCUCUGUUAGAUGAGGUUCCUAAUUUCAAAUGGGCACAGCGUGUCUCGAUAAGCCAGCUUCGCAGUCUUGGGCCCGAGGAAUUUGAAAGGCUCGUUCUUAUGCACGUCAUCACAGGAGGAAAACCUCUUGUCAUUGAAGGGUUUGAUGCCGUUUUGCCGAAAUGGCUCUUCAGCUCUGAAUGGCUCGAGAAUAGAUAUGACAAGAAGGAUUGUCCACCUGAAUGGCACGAGGCUCUCCAGACAGUCAUCAGUCCUGUCCUAUUCUAUCUCAACAGUACCCUCACCCGCACUGGUGCCAAAUCAGCAGCUGAAGACGAGGCGCAGGAUCCUAAAAGCAACGCCGCCUCAGCCGGAGAUCUCAUGUCCAGUUUACCUCUGGAGAUGCGUGCGGAGAACCUCAUGUGUUACGUCGGCCACGAAGGCACGUAUACGCCCGCGCAUCGUGAAAUGUGUGCCUCCCUGGGGCAGAACAUCAUGGUUGAGGCAUCAGAUGAUGCAAAUGGUGAGAAAUCUGGAAGCUCAAUAUGGUUUAUGACAGAAAGCAAAGACAGAGCGGUCGUUCGAGAGUACUUCCUAUCGAUGCUUGGCCAUGACAUUGAGAUCGAGAAACACUUUGCUCAAGUCAAUGCUUGGAAGAAGGCUCCAUUCGACGUCUAUGUUGUGGAACAGCGCGUUGGCGACUUCAUCCUGGUCCCGCCCCUCGCCGCUCACCAAGUGUGGAACAGAGGUACAAGAACAAUGAAGGUCGCAUGGAACCGAACGACCGCGGAAACACUUGAGCUGGCUUUGCAAGAGGCCCUCCCUAAAGCACGGCUGGUCUGCCGAGACGAGCAAUACAAAAACAAAGCGAUUAUUUAUUACACACUUCAAAGCUACUACGAGCGCCUGCGAUCGCUUGAGGACCAUGCCGAAAAGACCCAGCUUGGAUUCAUAGACUUGGGUCGAGACGACAUACGAAACUCGUUUCGAGCCAAGCAGCUGGCUUCAGAUUUCAAGAAACUUUUUAUUCUUUUUACCCAGAUACUCGUUGAUGAGGUGUUCGCAUUCAAGGAGAGGGAUAUUGAAUUCGUUCCUUUCGAUUCCUGCAUCACUUGCUCGUACUGUCGCGCGAACAUCUUCAAUCGUUUCCUAACUUGCAGGAAGUGUGUCCGGACCCUCGUCAAUGGCGAUGAAGAUACGUAUGAUGUCUGUAUGGAAUGCUAUGCUAUGGGGCGCUCUUGCGUUUGUCUCUCUGGUCUGCAAUGGUGUGAGCAGUGGUCCUGGAGCGAGCUUGUCAACAACCACGAAGAUUGGCGCUCAAUGGUCAUUUCUAAUGAUGGGUUCAUCGAUGCCAAGGUUUCCCCGCAGCCCCUAGAAGUUGCAAAGCAAUUGAGCGGCAAGAAAUCAGUCGCCCAAAUUUGCCAGGAGGCACUGCGACUACGACCCUGGAAGGAUAUCACCCAACCUGCAAAAGAACCAACACCAAGCGAGUCUGAGGAAGGCGAAGAAGCAGACAACUUGAAAGCCAAGAAAAGCCGCAAAAAGAAAAACAAGAAGGGCGAUGUGCGGCGAUGUCACGUUUGUUGCCACAAAGAGUAUAAAUAUCGCAUGCAGAUAUGCUCAAAUCCCGACUGCUCAGAAGGAUACUGUUUUGGUGUUCUUUAUAGAGCAUUCGAUAUGAUGCCGCAGGAUGUCCUCCAGGAUGAGCAUUGGAAGUGUCCAAAGUGCCUAGGAAUAUGCAAUUGCGGCUACUGUCGCCGUUCGGGGAAUACUAAGCCAUAUACACCGAAAAAUACAUCUCUGGGCCAUGAUACAAGGGCUGUGGCAGAUGAUCGAAGUGUUGAGGCUCUUGUUGAUUUUCGACUGCACAACUUGGCCUGGCUGAAGGCCGCCGGCGAAGAGAGUCGCGGACAGGACACCAAGCGCAUGCAAAGGUUGCGAGAACAAGCAGACACAGCCAAGGCGGAGGGCUUGUCUGAUGAGCAUCUUCAAUGUAAUGAUACAGGAGCAGCUGCAGAAGACGCGAAUCAUGUACCGUCACAUCACGACGGACCUCUGCCACUGCUAGAUGGUACCACAACUCGUCAGCAAGAAACCGAGACAACACGCCCCUCUUUUGCGCAGCCUGACAUCAAUCGAAAUGGGGCAGCGACGGCAUACUUAUCGGCCCCCUGGCUUAACAAAGAACAGACUGCAAAUGGGCAGAACGGAGAUGAUUUGUCUUAUCCCGAUCCCCCUGUUUUCGCAGCUCAGAGGAUCGGUAUGGGCUACUACGAGCAAGAUGAUACCCCUGAUAAGAUUCUCUUUGACCCAUAUCAGGCCCCGACUGCUGAAGAUUUGAGAGAAGACGAAUCAGACAUGCCAGAAUUCAUCAAGAAAUCAAUCCGCAGCGCAAAAAGGAAGGCGAGGAAAGAAAAUGAAGAUCCCGACUUCAUAGUGAGGAGCCGUCAUCGGAAGAGGGCGAGAUCCCAACGAGAUUUUCUCGACAACAUGGACCCUGCCUUGUUCAACGAAGCCCCUUUUAUUGCUGCGGAAGAAACAUUGCAGCAAGGCGGAGGCGAAAUGGCCGGCCACAGCACUCCCGUGACAAUUGGCGAUGGAGAAGGCAAAAGAAAAGAGAACCCGAGUUAUGACGCAAACGAACCCCUGCUAAGGCACGCGAAGCCUUUGGCAUCUUACGUCGAAGUUGAAGAUCUAGAUAUUGAAGGACUGAACGAAAAUGAGCAAGCCACUUCGCCACCAGCAAGUGAAUUGGACAAGCUAUCGCCCAAGUUAGCGUUAGUAAUGGGUGACGCUUCUGAACCAGCAAUUGAUGAUGAGGUUUUGGAAUCAAAUCAGGGUUUGGAGUCAAAUCAGGUUUUGGAGUCAAAUCAGCCAAAAGCUCCUGUGUUACCUUCCAGAAGCGCUCCUGCAGGACCAAAACGACGCGGCCGGCCCCCGGCGCACACCAAGCGGCCCGCUACAGCAAGCCAUGAAGUCCAGUCGUCGGAUGAGGAUGCUACAGAAGAGACUGGGUCCAACAACAACAACAACAACAACAACAACAACAACAACACACGCCGACGUGGUCCCGGUCGUCCCAAGAAAUCCGACCAAGGCUCUGGGAGCGCUUCAAAGCAAGUGCGAGCUGAAGAUGAUAGUUACAAGCUCAGUCCCAAUGAACAGGCCCGGAGAGGUGGCAAGCCACGCAGAGGUCGACCUCCUGGCUCCGGAAACUCCAGGCCACACUCUGCCAAGCAGGCGGCUGCUGCAGGCCAGCAAUUUAUGUCUCUAAAGGAGCGUAUGGCACUUCGCGGAAAGACUUUCAAAAUUGCAAAGCGAGCUCCGGAUAGUUCAUCACCGCACAGCACACCGCAACCUGAGGUCGCACAGAAAUCGACGAGCAUGACUGUGCAGCUUCCUAGCUUUACUUCAGUCAAUAAGCCUGCGUCGGGUCCGCAGGCUUUUGAGCGUUAUGAUGCAAACGCUAAGACGGCUUCCCAGCGCAAGAGCGGCCUAGAUAUCUCAGAAGCGGGGGGUUCUGGAAGCGACUCAGGUUCCAGUGAUGACGAUGAUAUUCCAGCAAGAAUUGAUCAAGGACAGAAUGUGCCGAGGCCGAUUUCUGUGGCGAUUAGAGGCCGUGGUAGACCAAGAGGGCGGCCGAGCAUGCGCUCCCGCGGACGAGGGCACGCUUGA
Messenger RNA from Cordyceps militaris CM01, 3717 nucleotides. RefSeq names its product JmjC domain-containing protein. Lineage: Eukaryota; Fungi; Ascomycota; Sordariomycetes; Hypocreales; Cordycipitaceae. The transcript is spliced from 2 exons. Bases 1 to 3717 code for a protein of 1238 amino acids. The record is from RefSeq and is a predicted model, not a curated record.